Messenger RNA from Rosa chinensis, 1563 nucleotides. RefSeq lists its product as uncharacterized. The record is from RefSeq and is a predicted model, not a curated record. Bases 71 to 1318 code for a protein of 415 amino acids. The transcript has 17 exons. NCBI's taxonomy places the organism in Eukaryota, Viridiplantae, Streptophyta, Magnoliopsida, Rosales, Rosaceae.
UCUUAUUCUAAUAUGAACCGGGUCUUUCUGGGGCCUUCUUCACCUCGUCGCCGGUCACUGAGUCACUACAAUGCUGACCCUGCGACGUCGUUUCACCCCGCCUUCUUCGUGUUCCUCACAUCGCAUUCUCUCCGCACUAGCUACAGUUCUCGUGUUAAACGCUCUUCCGGCCGCCUCGGUUUUGGCGCCGAGAUCCAAUUGCUAUGCCUUCGAUAACUCUAGCCGCCUCGUCGAUUUUAGUAGCUGGAUUGGACAUCAUUUUGAGUAUGAGGGGAAGGAUGCCGACUUGGUUGUUCGAUUUUGCAAAGAUGUGGAGAGCAGAUCACAAACGGGGUAUGUUGAUUUUGGUCGAUUUGACAAGUUCAACCACUUUGUUUCUGGUUCAGGGCAUGUAGACUUUGUUCAAGGGUUUUACAAUGGUGACCUGGUGAAUUGUGAACGAAGUUAUGAUAAAAUGGGGCGAACAGCUCAGGUAAACGUUAUAUGUGGAAAUUGUUUAAAUGGACAAUGCACAGGUGGACUUGGGUGCAUCUGCAACAUCACAUAUGAGUCUACUUGCAGAGUCUUCCUUGAACUUGCGAUUCCAUGCGAGAAACCAGGUCCACGAGUAUUUAAGGGAUUCACUGUUGGUUUCCACCCCCGGUCAUGGGAACUUGUUUAUGAUGGCAUGACUCAAUUGGGCUUUGAAAAGCCUCACCAUGAAUUUAGCUUCGGGACUCAACAAAUACAUGUAACCCUUUAUAUGACUGCAAUUGCUUCCCAGUCCACUUUGGUGCAAAAACCUAUUGUCAAGGUCUUACCAGAAAAUGGCCUGGAGGUUAGGUUAUCAGGGUCAGGAGUAACAGGGAGCCCUCCUACAACUUUGUCACCCACAAUGUUGAAUAUUGAUUGGAGAUGUAAAAGAACUCGCGAUACUCCAUAUGAAGUUAAUGUGACUAUCCCAAUAGAGGGUUAUGAGCCUGUCCAGUUUAUUCUUGCCAAAAUGUGUGAAUAUAGGCAGGAUCAAGAUGGCGACAGGACAAAAGGAUGGGCUAUAUUUGGAGUGUUGUCCUGCAUAUUCAUUGUGUCUUCAACUCUGUUUUGUUGUGGAGGGUUUAUUUACAAAACUCAAGUUAUGGGAAAGCGUGGUAUUGAUGCAUUGCCUGGCAUGACAAUUGUAUCUGCUUGCUUAGAAACUGUGAGUGGAGCAGGGCAAAGCUACAGCCGAGCAGAAGAUCUUAAUAGUUCCUUUGCCAGUGAAGCUUCUUGGGAACACCCUCCUGCUUCUUAUCAAGGAACGCAGAGGCCAGCAACUGAAAGAAAAUAUGGUGCAAUUUGAACGUUAUGUACCUGUGACAGUGAAUUUCAGCCAACUUGUACUAGUAUGACAUGCGAGGGUUUUCAAGUUUUAGAAUCUGUUUGUCUUUCCGAAACGAAAUCUCAUAGCAUGAUUAUUUAAGGUAUGUUGUAAUAUCAAGUUACCAACUGAAAUCAAUGUAACGUUGCCAGUUUGUAAAUCAGAUCGAGUUGUAUACGAGAUUUCAUAACAUCAUAUGACAUAUAACUCAAAUUAUUCCUCCAUAA